Molecule: messenger RNA, 531 nt
Organism: Colletotrichum destructivum
Lineage: Eukaryota; Fungi; Ascomycota; Sordariomycetes; Glomerellales; Glomerellaceae
Exons: 2
Coding region: 1-531 (176 amino acids)
Source: RefSeq, a predicted model, not a curated record
AUGGAUCACCUAUUUCGGCACCAAAGGUCCACAGAAGCUUCCAGAACAAGCCUGUGGAGCCAAAACGCGAGUAGGAGACGGGCCAAAGAAGAUCAUUUUACCAUUCUUCAUUCUGGGGCCCAAGUCAGACCAUCAGACGAUACGGUACCUAUCCCAACAAUUGUGUUGUGGCGCAGGCUUCGACGGUCACAGGAUGGCGUCUCUGAAUCAGCGCCCGCUCAAGAAGCGAGACAGCUUAAGGCUAAUAAUAGUGCCUUGAAGGAAAGAACGUACCCUGUUCCUGUGACGAGAACGCCCCCAGACUUUGUCGGUCGGCGAAGCCGUGCCCCGACCAGCCACCCCUCUUCUCCGACUCGCAGACUAAGGGGGGCCGCCGAGGAAAAUGACGCCCAGCAUCGCGGUGACGAUGGAUCCUCAAAAGCAGACAGCCGCAAGGUCCCGGUCCAUCAUGUUGAUGCAUACUGUACCAUUCCGGCAACCCAAUGGAGCUUGAGGAGAGAUCGGAGGAUGCAGCACGCUGCAGGGAACUAG